Molecule: messenger RNA, 8355 nt
Organism: Hemiscyllium ocellatum (epaulette shark)
Lineage: Eukaryota; Metazoa; Chordata; Chondrichthyes; Orectolobiformes; Hemiscylliidae
Gene: map3k1
Product: mitogen-activated protein kinase kinase kinase 1, E3 ubiquitin protein ligase
Exons: 20
Coding region: 483-4907 (1474 amino acids)
Biological process (GO): protein phosphorylation
Cellular component (GO): cytoplasm
Molecular function (GO): zinc ion binding; ATP binding; protein serine/threonine kinase activity
Source: RefSeq, a predicted model, not a curated record
UUGUCCAUAUAAGGAAUGGGGCCGGACCUACGGGGAGCAGCGGCUCGCGCGCUCCUGCUGUUGCACAUUUGAGUGAGAGGAAAAAAGAAACGGCCGAGUGUGGUGUCAAUAGUGUGUGUGGCAGCCGGCAACACUGCCUGCCUCCCUCCCUACAGCCGGGGAGAGAUGUUAUUCACCACGCCGAGCUGAGCUGAGGUGUAAUCCGCUUUACCGGCGGUGGUGAGGAGAGGAGGCGGAGCGGGGCCGGGCCGAGCCGAGGAGGAUGUGAGUGCGGACCCGGGGCGGCUGCUGACUGACUGACUCUCCGUGUGUGUGUGUGAGAUCGGUGUGGAGGGAGCUUGAGCUCCGCCCGGCUGUGACUCCUGGAGGGAGGGAGAAAGGAGGCCGCCGAUUAUCUCUCUUCCUCACCCCCCAUUCCCCCCCCCCCGGGGGCAGAGAGGGAAGGACAGGGACGGGAGGCCCAUGAACUGAGGCAGGACAAAAUGGCGGCGGCGGGCACCGGGAGCCGGGCGGUGUUCACCGGGGACACCGGGACCGGGGGCCGCAGCAACAGCAGCAAGAGCUCGGAGCCGAGUGAAGAGCCCGCCUCGGCCCAGAAGCAGCUCGCCUUGUACAGGAAGCACCUCCGUAAAGUCAAGAGUGUCGACUUUGACGCCUCGGUGGAGAAGGAGCCGAGUCCGGAGCCGUGUGUGCCCCAGGCCGGAGCGGAGCAGCCCGCGCAAUCCAGCGGAACUGCCGGGGCAGGAGGAUAUGCUUAUGGGGGCUCGGCCGGGGCCAUUCUUGUGGAUAUAGGCCCUCCGCUCAGUCGUGACCUUGAAAAUAAGGAGACACUCAGGGGCUUACCAAAAAUGGAUGACCGUCCAGAGGAGCGUAUGAUCAGGGAAAAGCUGAAGGUGACGUGCAUGCCAGCUUGGAAACAUGAAUGGCUAGAAAGAAGGAACAGGCGAGGACCUGUCGUUGUGAAACCAAUUCCAGUGAAAGCGGAUGGACCUGAGUUAGGCACUCAAGCAUCUGAUUGUCAGGCAGAUGUGAUUGUCUCAUCACAAAUACAGCGAGGAAGGCGCAGUCCUUCUCCUGGUAGUUCUUCUUCUGCCACGUCAUCGUCCUCUUCCUCAAAAACAACUGCAAAGUCUGAAUCACCUGGUGUAAGAAGGAAAAGGGCAUCACCAGUACCUUUUCAGAGUGGACGUGUGACUCCUCCAAGAAGAGCUCCCUCACCAGAUGGGUUCUCACCUUACAGCCCUGAGGAAACUAACCGAAGAGUCAACAAAGUAAUGCGAGCACGACUGUACUUGCUGCAGCAAAUAGGUCCAAACUCCUUCCUCAUUGGGGGAGAUGUUCCUGAUAACAAGUACAGAGUGUUCAUUGGCCCUCAGACCUGCAGUUGUGGGCGCGGAACAUUCUGCAUUCAUGUUCUGUUUGUUAUGCUGCGAGUCUUCCAAUUAGAGCCUUCUGAUUCAUUGCUGUGGCGAAAGACAUUAAAAAACUUUGAGGUGGAGAGCCUUUUUCAGAAAUACCACAGCAGACGCAGUUCACGUAUCAAAGCUCCUUCACGCAACACCAUCCAAAAAUUUGUUUCUCGUAUGUCUAACUCUCACACUUCUGCUUCAUCCAGUACUUCUACAUCCAGUGCAGAACAUAGCUUAAAGGAUGAAGAAGAACAAAUGUGUCCUAUUUGUCUCCUGGAUAUGCUUGAUGAGGAAAGCUUGACUGUGUGUGAAGAAGGCUGUAGGAAUAAACUUCACCAUCACUGCAUGUCAAUCUGGGCUGAAGAAUGUAGAAGGAACCGUGAGACCCUGAUCUGUCCUCUUUGUAGAGCCAAAUGGAAGUCCCGAGAACUGCACAGCCAUGAAUCUCAAAGUUCAGUGCAUAAUCAGACUCAGUCACUGGAAAUAGAUCCACAAAGACGGCAGCAGGACAGCAACUUCAAUCUGCGUCAUUAUGGAGUUCAACAAAUUCCACAAGGUUAUAAAGAGUUGGCAGAACCCUGGAUUCAGGUAUUUGGAAUGGAACUGGUCAGUUGUCUCUUUUCUCGGAACUGGAAUGUACGAGAGAUGGCAUUAAGGCGACUUUCACAUGAUGUUAGUGGAGCCCUGUUGUUGGCAAAUGGUGAGAUUCGUACUGGAAGUUCCUCCAGUAAUGGAAGUGACACUGGAUCUAGUAGUCUUCCAGGAGCCAAUGGAUCAUCUCCAACUGAUCUCUCAGGAGAUGUGGUGGUGGAGUCAUGUUGCAGUGUACUCUCUAUGGUCUGUGCUGAUCCAGUCUACAAAGUAUAUGUUGCUGCUUUGAAAACCUUACGAGCCAUGUUGGUGUACACACCUUGUCAUGCAGUAGCAGAGAGGUCACGACUUCAACGACUUCUCAGGCCAGUAGUUGAAACUAUAUUGGUCAAAUGUGCAGAUGCUAACAGUCGUACAAGCCAACUUUCUGUUUCGACACUGUUGGAAUUGUGCAAAGGCCAGUCAGGAGAGCUUGCUGUGAGCAGAGAAAUUCUUAAAUCAGCAUCCAUUGGAGUUGGAGGUGUUGACUAUGUCUUAAGCUGUAUACUAGGCACCUCAACAGAAUCUACUAAUUGGCAGGCUUUGCUUGGUCGUCUGUGUCUCAUCGAUAGACUUUUACUGGAAUUUCCAGCCGAAUUCUACCCUCACAUUGUUUCCAAUAGUGAGGAUCCAGUUGUUCAAACAGAACUUGUGCUAGAAAGAUACAAGAAGCUACUGUCACUUUUGAAUUUUGCACUGCAGUCUAUUGACAACUCCCAUUCAAUGGUUGGGAAAAUGUCCCGGAGAGUCUUCCUCAGUGCUGCCCGCAUGGUUGCAAGAGUUCCUCAUGUUUUUGUGAAACUUAUACACAUGCUGAGUGUAACCAGCUCAACCCAUUACAUGCGUAUGCGUCGGCGUUUGAUUGCUAUAGCAGAGGAAAUGGACAUUCUUGAUGCCAUUCAGUCAGCGAUAGAGGAUGAACAAACUGUGGAUGAAAGACCUGAUAAUUUCAUAGAGCUUUCAGUUCCGCAGAAUUCACCAUCUACUACAGAAAACAAUUCCCCAGUGAACACUGUGAAGUUAUCUGGAAGAUCACAAAAAAGUACGUUAAGUCCUGAUCAUGAUACUAAAUCUUGUGUUGGAGCAGAUGAGAAGGGAGAGACAGUGCAAGAUAUUUCCUCCACAAGACUUGCGACCACAGUACCCUGUGAACAACCAAAGACAGCCAUUCAAGCACGUCCCAGGCCACUGAGUCAGUGUGUCAGUUCAUGUUCAUCAAUGACAUCAUUAAAUCAUUCCCAGCUUUCCUUCCCAUUUUUGCCUUCCCUGUCAUCACCUUCAUCCUCGCCCUCCUCCUCAUCAUCAAAUCCUUUAGCUGGACAAACGGCUAAUGAUGGUUCCAAACUACGACCUCAGGGUUUUGUUCCUAGCAAAUUUGCAAUGGCUUCCCCAAAAGCACAACGAAAGUUUUCUCUUCAGAUUCAAAACAACUGUUCUAAAGAUGUCACUGGAGGUAAAGAGACUGAAAAGCUGUCUCCAGUUUUCACUCAGGCACGGCCUCCUGCAUCCAGUCAGAUCCACAGACCAAAACCAUCGCGGCCAUGCCUGAAUGAAAUUGGGAAGUUUACAGGUGACUUGAGCAGAAGCUGUAUGAUGCUUGAACUAAAAGAUCUUGAGCUCAGUGACCAUUGUGGUAGCAAUCCAGUUAUUCCAAGUGAUGAAACUGUAUUCACUCCUGUGGAGGAUACUUGUCGCCUCGAUACUUCAGCAGAACUGAAUUCUAGUAUGGAAGAUCUGCUUGAAGCAUCAAUGCCUACAUGUGAUAGUACUGUUACAUUUAAAUCUGAAGUUGCUGUGCUCUCUCCGGAGAGGACAGAGACUGACUGUACCUACAAUGAUGAUGUUAAUCAGAAUCAGAAGUGCAAAGAGAAAAUGGAAGCAGAGGAGGAGGAAGCAUUAGCUGUUGUCUUAGCUAUGUCAGCAUCCCAGGAUGCACUACCUGCUAUUCCUCAGCUGCAGGUUCAGAAUGGAGAGGAUGUCAUUCUCAUUCAGUUGGAUACACCGGAAACUCUACCUGGACAUACCAAAGCAAAGCUUGCUUACAGAGAGAGUGGAGAAUGGUUCAAAGGUCAACAAAUAGGCCUUGGGGCGUUUUCUUCAUGUUAUCAGGCACAAGAUGUGGGAACAGGAACAUUAAUGGCCGUGAAACAGGUGACCUACGUCAGGAACACAUCUACUGAGCAAGAAGAAGUGGUACAAACCUUACGCGAGGAAAUCCGGAUGAUGAGCCGCCUUAACCAUCCAAAUAUAAUUCGGAUGUUAGGUGCCACCUGUGAGAAGAGUAACUACAAUCUAUUUGUUGAGUGGAUGGCGGGUGGAUCUGUUUCCCAUUUGUUGAACAAGUAUGGCGCUUUCAAAGAACAAGUUAUUAUUAAUUACAAUGAGCAGCUGCUGCGUGGCCUAGCUUAUCUCCAUGAGAACCAAAUUAUCCACCGGGAUAUCAAAGGUGCCAAUUUGCUAAUAGACAGUACAGGACAACGACUGAGAAUAGCAGAUUUUGGAGCUGCAGCCAGGUUGGCAUCUAAAGGGACGGGGGCAGGUGAAUUUCAAGGGCAGCUGUUGGGCACUAUUGCAUUCAUGGCACCUGAAGUGCUACGAGGCCAACAAUAUGGCAGAAGCUGUGAUGUGUGGAGUGUUGGUUGCGUUAUUAUAGAGAUGGCCUGUGCCAAACCUCCUUGGAAUGCAGAGAAGCAUUCUAAUCAUCUUGCCCUAAUAUUUAAGAUUGCCAGUGCAACAAGUGCCCCGACAAUUCCAAACCAUUUAACCCCUGCAUUGCGUGACGUGGCUCUCCGCUGCCUGGAACUUCAGCCCCAAGAUAGACCCCCAUCAAGAGAGCUUCUGAAACAUCCAGUCUUCCGAACGUGGUAAUGGAUACUAUUACAAUAAAAGCUGUGCAAGACAAAACUACUGAAACAAAGAAAAUGCCCAGGUGUUGUCCUGCAGUGCACUGUAGAGCUGUAUAAAUGGGAGAACUGGCCUAGGGUUUGAAAUAAAAACAGCAAAGGCCAAAAGGAGCCUGUGUCUCAGUAAACGAUCAUCAACAUGUAGGCAAAAUAGUACGAAAAUGUCUUGUUCUUGCAUGUAAAGGUUGUGCCUUCUUGAUUUGUCACUAGUGCCCUGAAAUACACUUGGAUCUUCCAGUUACAAGGUGUGGGGCAGUUUGAAAAGACGUUCUUCUGUCAGCACACUUUUUCAGCAAAUACUAGUGGCAGAGGGGCUCCUUUUGAGUUUUUGCAGUUUUUAAACUGCCACUGGUCCCAGUCUAACGUAAAGUGUAAGAAUAUAUUGAACACACCAGAUUCUUCCCUCUCCUCUUCGCCCCCCGCCUUCUCAUAUUUCAUAUUUAAGAAAUGAUUCUGAAAAAGUGUUCUCUGGAUUUAAUACUGAGAUGUUUUGGGGGUUCAUAUUCCACUUUGAACACAGUUGGAAAAAUGUGUGAAAAUUGCGCUAGUUUUCCAAAGUUUCCACUCGGUUUAUUUGCAUAACCAGCACAAUUGGGCCAAGUUCUUCAGAAAAAAUGCAUUUUAAAAAAAAUACUUGUGAUAUUCUGAUGGAGUUUUAUUAAUACAGCUGAAAAUGGGUUUAUCAAAAAAAUUCACAAUCUUUUGAGUAAAUUGAUUUUCAAUCACUGAAAAUGACUUUUAACAACUAUACAAAACCAGUUUACAUUUGGUGUACUUAGGUGAGCUUUUUAGUAAAUUAAAUAUUUCUAAGGUUUAAAACUUUAUGAAGAUACCCAUUAGUGCCCUUGCACCAAAAGAGAGCUUCAUUUUAAGGGCAAAAGUGAGCAUAAAAUGCAGAAACUUGCUGCAGUAAUUAAUUGAGCCAACAUGGAUGGUUAAUUUUGCAGACUAGGCUGACUUCCAGCAUUGUUUUAUAAAUUACCUCAAAAGGUUACGGAAACUCUAUUUUCAUUUAAGAUUCCUUGAUCUUUUGUGCUGGUUUAGUUGACUUUUUUUUUCUUGACUAAUUGCACUGGGAAAACCAAUGACGCGGAAGCUGUACUCUUUAACAUGUUCAAUGGUCCACUUAAGUACUUGAUUAUAAGGUUUUUACUGUGGAAAACAGUGAAGUUAGAACAUCAUCCAAGUUGAUUGGACAACUUACUACAAAGAUGCCUGCUGUAUUUUUGUCCACUUUCAAUGAACGGGUCAUUUUACUAGCUAUUGUAAUUGAAAGGAAUUUUGUGUAUCCAUUUAAUGGCUUAAAUUGUUUUAAUAUUCAGGGAAGGGUAAAUUGCGAAACCUAUUUUCAAAAUGUAUUUGUAAAACUUUUGCUGUAAUUCAGUUGUUCUGAGUUACAAAGUUAAUGAAUACUUUUUUACAGUUUGAAGAUAUGUACUAUUUCUUAUAAAAUGCUGAACAGAUUACCUUUACAUUUCCAGUAUGACACCAUUACUGUGCCUGUUACAAGACUUGUAGGGUAGUGCCUGCUGUUUAAAUCUGUCCCUCAGUUCUGGUUUACUAAUGUUGAGCAGAAAGCACCUGCUGUGGUUUCAUUUGUGCUACUGUCUUUUGAAGCCUUCUAUUCGAUUUUAAAACAAACAUUUUUAUUCAGUUGAAUUUUACUUUUGUUUGCUGCUGUAAAAUUCUGGAAUCUUUGUGAGAAAGUCUUAUUGUCUUUACCUUUUAACAAAACAAAUAGAACAGCAAAAAUGUUAUAUUCAAAGCUUCGUUUGCAGUUUUCCUUCAGCAAAAGGUUUAACUCACUUACCAUAUUUCUUAGAACACAUUAUUUCAUUUAUUGAAUAGUAACCUACAGUCACCAAUUUGGAUAGAUGUGACUUAAUAAAUAUUCUGAGAAACAUUUACUUGAAAUACAAGCAUGUUUCAAAAUUACAUGCAAGACUGAUCGAUUUAUUAGUGUUCACAUCACCUCUGCCUCUUUAAAUUGAGAGGGGAAUUUAAGUUUAAAUUAGACAUUACUUUUCCUGAAAUGUGAACUUUAGAUUAAACUCUCUUCCUGAUUUAUGGUAUUAGAAUGUAAUAUUUUCAUGUUGAAAAGUUUUUGUUUUUGAAAGGACAUGCAUGUUGCUAUAUGUGAUAUACGACAUUGGAUUGAAGCAAAUGAGCAAAAAAAAUUUGCACCAACUGAUAUAUAUUUUUUAAGUGACCAGACAAAUUGACUGACCUAUUCAUAUGCCAAGUCUAGAUUUCAGAUUCAUACUUAUUAAUACUGAAGGAAAACAAUAUUUGCUUUGACUUUAUUUGGUUAAAUCUUAGUACUUUGUGUUUUGUGAAUUGGUUAACUGUAAAAGCUUACAUCCUUUUAGACAUUUUAGUUUGGGAAUUUUAACUCUUCCAGCAAUAAAUCUGCUUGUCUUUACAGGUUUUUAAUAUUUGUUAUUUCCACUCUUAACUGUGGCAAGUCUAGUAAAUUAAAAUGUCAAAUUAAUAUACAUGAAAAUGGGGUAUCUGUCCCCAUGUUCAGAUUUUGAAAAACUGUUAUAAUGUGAACCCUCAAAUUAGGUGUUAAUUUUUUUAAAGAAUGUUUUAAUAUUGUAUCACAUUCCUCUUUGGUUAAAAGGUGCUGUUAUUGCUUGAAGAGUUAAAGAUGUACAGAAUUGUUUGUAGCGUACUUCAUAGCAGUGACUCCUUAAUUUAUUGACAACCUGGAAUCAUAUUUUGUGGUCCUUUUCAUGUCAAUAAGUUUUUUUUUGAACAAGUGUUUUUCCUUGAGCUUUAAAUGAUGCACUCUUGCCAUUUAUACUGGAAAUGUUUUUGUCAAAUUUUCACUUUCUGACAAAAGCAUUAAACUGAUGAACCUUGGCUAAUCAGUAUUACUUUGUAGAUCUCAGCAUCUGCUUGUUUAAUAAGCUGAUGCUUUUUAUUAUCAAGUUGCAUUUUAAUUGGGAUUGUUUGCAUUGCCCUCAGCUUGCUGAUAAUUGUGAUGUAUUUUGUGUAAUUUUUUAUUUUAUGCAUAUGUGAUGUAAUAUUCUUUUGGAUCAGAGCUGGACUGAAAAUGUAAUGUAAUUAUUUGUGCUGUUCUUAUUAUGUUAUUUGGUACUUCUUAAAGUGUAAAUAACGUCUACUGCUGUUUUAUUCCAGUUUCUACUACCUCAGGUGUCCUAUAGUUUUCUUCUACCAAAGUACACUUUCACAAUGAAACUAUAUUUGCUAUGUGACUGUAAUUUCUAAAACUUCCAGGGCUUAAGGGCUAACUUCUAUUAGCACCUUACUGUGCAAGCAAUUUUUUUUUUUAAGAAAAAGAAAAUCUCUGGGGUUAAAAGAUUGGUUAAUUGUAUCCUUUGUAAUUUUAAAUAUAUCAAAUAUUUUAAUUAUUGAAAUUUUUACCCCAUUUUGAAACAUUUUAUAGG